This is a messenger RNA of Porites lobata, 12391 nucleotides long. The record is from the annotation of a GenBank genome assembly. Lineage: Eukaryota; Metazoa; Cnidaria; Anthozoa; Scleractinia; Poritidae.
GUCGACAACCGAGCGGGCACUGGGACCAUUCGAUGCAGAAGUGCGGCAGUUUUCUUUCACUUGGGUUUUGAAGGUAAAUCGAACCGUAGUGUUCAAUUACGUUCUAAAGAAAACUAAAACGAGAGAUGUUCAGUUCCAUGGUAAACAUGUGCAGAUUGCCUAGCAAAUAAUUGUAGCUGAUUAAUGAACUGUGUUCUUGCUUCCAGAUCUACUUUUUGUGCAUGUGAUAGUGAAUAAGUCACAUCCGUGUCGGCUGUGAAAAAUAUUGUGAAAAGGUAACUUAUUACUUAAAGCUUUAGUUCAUGUUUGGUAACAUCAUAUGAUUUUUAAAUAUAUUUGCUAAGAGAAUUCGCUCUUUUACUAAUAUAAAGCAUCAUGUAGGACUUCUACACAUUUUAUACACAUUGUCUCUCCUUUGGGAACUAAACUCUAUUUUCAUGUAAAUUCUUGGAGAAAAAAUUAUAUUGUUUUGACCUUCAACAUAAUCACCUUCUCCCGUGGUUGCAAACCAAGAAUUACUUCAUAUUUAAUUGUUGGUUCAAUUUGACCUGAUACUAUGCCACAGCGGGCAUAUCCCCGGGAUUUGCAGUUUUGUUUGUUCUUGGUGGUCUACUCACCACCCCCGGGCAUGCAGAAAGAGACAAUUCCCCAUCCCAGAGCUCCUGAUCAACCUUAUAUAUGUGUUUUGGGGGUACAUCUUUUCAAGAGCAAAAUUGAUUUCCAUCAAUUUUUCAAAAUUGAUGUGUUGAGUUUGAUUCUUAUCCCAGGGGCCCCACUCGCAUAUUUUAGUGACGGGGAGGUCCGAAGGAUUUUUUUGGGUCUGACAUUCUGGCCAAAAGGGAUUUUUUUGGGGUCUAUGAAAGACGCCGCGAUUUUUUUGGGUCGCGAAAACAACACAGGGAUUUUUUUGGGCAUUUUUUUUCAUCAGCUCAAACCAACAAUAGCAUAAGCGCAAUUUAUAGUUUUGUUUUUGACCAAAACCAAAGUUGAAGUUGGCAUGUUUUAGCUUUCCAGAAGAUAAAUAAUAAAAUUUGCUGAUGCAAAAACACUGAGGGUUUUUUUUGGGUAUGCUAAAAAAAAAGUAGGGAUUUUUUUGGGUAGACAAAUCCUGAAGUUGGGAUUUUUUUGGGUAUAAAAUAUGAACCUCUGUCGGACCCUCCCGUCAUUAAAAUAUGUGAGUGGGGCCCCUGGGAUUCUUAUCAAGCUAGCUCUAUCUUAUUUGUUACUGGUUUGUGCAUAAUAACCCCACAGCCAUCUCCAUGUCAAAAAUAUUAGGAAAUAAUUGUUAUUGAAAUACGUGACAUCCAUUAUAUACUGCAAUAAUUGAUGACCUGUGGUUAUUUGGUGGCUUUUUUAAUCUGGCUGCAGAUAAUCUGAGGUCAGACUAUCAUGUUCAACCCUUUUGAGUCUUCUAACAGUGUAAAAGAUUAAGAGAGUUUUAUUGUUUAAUGUUUUAUUAUUUGUUUAUUUUACAGUGUAAUCCCUAUUUUUCAAAACUUGUGGGCACAAGGAAGUUGGUUAACAUUUUACCGGGUGGUUCAAAACAUGAGGUAUGUAAACCUACAUUUGUUACUGACAAUUAUCAAGAGGUUCAAAAACUAUGGGUUUGGGAAAUAGGCCUCUUGUUACCAUGCUUCCUUUAAACAAGGAGUUGAAGUCUUGCUAAUGCCAAAAAUUGACAAAGCACAUAAAAUUUAUCUUACACCUGAUUAAGGGAGAUAUAUUUGUGGCACUUUUCAACAAAGUAGUAUGAAUUGUAUCGACCACCAUGUUGGAAUUGAAGCGAAACUACUUUUUUCUUGCAUCUUGGUAGGCAUUUGAGAGUUACCCUUAGAUAUGCUGUUAACAUUAACCACAUCAUCUUUUCAACAUUUUCCUUGAAGUUUAACAGGACUCGAUAUAACGGCUGGUCAACAAACAAUGUCCAGACUGAUUGCAUUAGGGGAGUUGACCGGUCAACCUUUCGUUUUGCCAGUCAUUUUGACCUGUCACAUUCAGUCAUAUUGAAAUUGAAAUAAAUUAAAAUUUCCUUGCUGUUCAGUUAUUUCAGUAGCCUCCCAUGCAAGAAUUUUUAGGGGAGCUUGUCUUUCAUCCCUCCCCACAAAUGCCUGCUCCACUGAGAACAACAUUCCUUUGCCAAGCUUAGCCAAUUAUCACAUUGUACUUUCCAAAUUCUGGAAAGUUGACCUUGACCACAGGGUAAUCCGAUAAUUUAUUUUCAUUGACAAUGAGGGCUUUAAUGUGCUAUAAGCUCUAAGCAACAACUCUUUUGGAAAUAUAUAUAUAUAUAUAUAUAUGUUGUAGAUAAUUUUUUGGUUCAUGCGCCCCUGUUUUAAAAGUUAUUUAUCUUAUAAAUUUGACCGGCCAGAAAGGAUAUGUGACUGAGCAAAAAUAAAUUUGGCCUGUCAUUGUGUCUGGAGACUCUCCGGAAAUUAUUUCAAGCUCUGUUUAAGUGCAAAAUUUGUCUUUAGAAAGAGGUAAUUCAUAAUUUUAAAAUCACAAUUUUUGGUCAUGUGAAUAGCUGCAGGUUUUCCAACUGAAUCACUAUUAUUUUCUUCAUCCUUUUUAUUCCAUAAACUGAUGGUAAGAAAUGUUAAUGUGGGAUGAGAAAGAAGAGAUGGAGCUGUCUUACAAUUCUGCUAAUAAAUAAGCAGAUGUUGAUAUUGAUGGCGUCGUAACAGAGUUUGCCCAUCAGAAGGGUAGGGAGGUCUCGCCCUUUGCUUCACUAACCUCCUUGAUGGCGUCACUGUUUUACCCUUUUUUUCCAGAUAAAAACUGUACCUUACCGAUAGCCUUAAGAGAUCGGUAAAAUAAGCACCUUAACUACUGCAUUCUCCUUCAUAUUAUUUCAUUUAAUGAAAAUGCGAAAAAAGCAAGAAAUGGAAUUUUUGAGACCCUAAUUUCAAAAAUUUUCUGGAGGAUUAGUUCUAAUAAUUUUUUUUUUCUGGUGCAUAUACAUUCAAAGUCUUAUAAAUGCUAUGCCCGUGAAUAUUAUGAUUAUAAAAUUACUGUUUAUAUCUGAAGAGAGAAGUCAUUAAUGGUCUUUUUGAUUUUAGUGUUUCAGCUGCAAAGCUUUCCAGCUGCCACUUACUAGUUACAUGUAUGUUGGGUACCAUGCAUUACUAUGAUCCCUAAUUUUUUUUUUUAUGUGAGCCUGCAAACAGGUUCCCAAGUGGAGGGGGGUGAAAGAAACAAAGUUUAUGGUGUCCCCCAUCUUUUUCUCCUCAAGGCCACACUCAGCAUCGAUUUUCUUUUCUGCUCUGCUCUAGUUGGGACCCAUUUUCAGUGUUUUCCUUAUCAGGCAGUAACUGGUAAAAUUUACCACCUGAAGCAACACUUCUUACUGCCUGCAACUGCUUGAAGGUUUAUUAAAAAUAUUUUAAAAAAAGAAAGUUGUGAUCUGAUCGGAUUCUCACAAAGAAAAUGAAUAAAUAUAUAUGGAAAAGUACUAAAGUAUACACAGCUUUUCUUUUUAUGGGCCAUGCAUUUUGGAAAGAGAACAUUGAAGACAGAGUAAAAGUAUUGGAAUCAAACAUUUUAAAUUGGUGCCUAAAGAUAACAAUGGCUGAUUUGUGUAAAGUAGGUCUUAAAGUGAGGGAAUGACGUUUCAGAGAACUUAGCUCCUAAAUUUCCCCGUGAGGGUAGGGCAUUGUCCCUCAAUCCAUUCCCAACCCCCCCCCCCUUUCAGGAAAGUGUGCCUCUGAUGAAUAUUUUUUUCCUUACUGGCCAUGAAUGGUCCCUUACCUGCUGAGCUAAAAUUCAGGGAGAACACUGUGUUUGCAGGUUGUUUUUAUUUUUUUUAAAUGAGUGGAAGUAAUAAAGUAAUAGAUUUGUUCAGACAUAAAACUUGUUCAAGUGUGUAUCACUCUGUGACCUUAUUUAUUGACAUUUUAAGGCAAUACACAUCUAACUGAGACAAAAUGGCACAACAUCAAGGGCGUAAACGGAAAGGAGAUACUGCUCAUGAUCAGCCAGCAAAAGAUGAUGUUCCAACUCUCAGUAUUAAACUGCCAGAGAAAAGGGACCUUCCUAACACAUCAAAACCUUGGAGUGAUGUUCAACUCCCAGUUGACAUUCUUUUGAUGACGGUGGAGGACUGUGAGUUCCUGGCCUGUUAUGCAUACUUGAAAAAUUCCUUUAAAAGCUUCCACAAGAAACUUGGAUUUGUGUACUUCGGAACCAUGGGUGAAAGUGGAGAUGUGCCCCUAAAAGUUGCUUUGAUGACAUGUUCCGAAGGUUCUUCUGCUCCAGGUGGCUCUCUGGUCACUGUUAAGAAUGCUGUGGUGGAACUGAGACCCAAAGCUGUUUUCUCUGUUGGCUGCUUGGAGGGGUUAAACCCAGAAGUCACCAAGUUACAUCUAGGUGAUGUGGUGGUAUCCUCUAAGCUUUUAACAGAUGCAUUCAAAACCCCGGUGGGAAGAGAUAUCUUGCAUCUUGUCAAGCAUGCAGAUCAUGGCUGGAUUCCUCCAUUAAGAAGUCCAGAAGAUCAUAAAGUUCAGGUCUGCUGUGAUGGGGAGAUUUUAACUGGCACAGACCCAAUCAGUGCUAAACGGCAAUGCGUGUCAGACUCUAUUAAAGCAGUUGCAUUCGAAAAGGGUGGUGGAGGUAAGAUUUUUCAGUUAUACGUCUCGUGUACUUAAGUCAACUGUAUUAUCCUUUGUAGCCAGAUAACAGCUGAUGGUUUUGUUGGUGUGCAGAGCAGGAAACUAAGAAUGAUUCUUUAUAUAUAGUUAAGCCAAAGCAAAAAGAAGGAAUGAUUGGCCAAUGAUUGUUCCCUUAACAGUACUAUAAACCCACCCUGGUCUGCUAGGGGCCGUGGUAGUCACUUUUGGGCAAACAUGUAAUUUUUGCGAUCCCAAAUGAAUUGACCCAUUUUUUAAAUUGAUUGAAGAACACUUUACUUUUCACCUACAGUACACAGAUUCUGGUAUGUUUGCUAACUGUAAAAUAUAAUAUGAAGAACUCCAAAAAAAAAUCCAAUGUGUGAGCCCAUUCUAGUAACUCUGUAGAAAAUGCAACUCCAUUAUAGUCAAUCCAGUCGUGAAAAUGCGACCCCAUCCAGUGGCACAUCCCCAUUAGUCUCUUAUAAGGAAGUACCCCCUGGGAGCCAUUCAUGAUUUACCCUUGGGGGAGUAUUGCAUUUCUUGCAGUUCAGGACAGGGCUGUCUAAGGCUUAGGCCUGGGGGAAUUUCCCCUGUCUACUUCAUAGAAAACAACAGAAGAAUAGAAUCGAAAGAACGUCCUAGUUGUUCAAUUCCCCCCCUACUUGUAAUAUUGCAUAUUAUACUCUUGUGACAGCCCUAGUGUUGUAGCUGUGCUACGAGGCAAUAUGUUAGAGUAUUCUGAGGUUUGGGUUGAAUUCCAUAACAGCUAAUAGAAAAGCCUUUUGUAUAUAUAUCUCACCUUGUCUUCGUUUUAGAAUCUAAAGCUCUCUAAUAUCAAAAAUAGCCAGAAAACAAUAUCCUAAAAAUAGAAAGACUAACAACAUUAAAUUUUAAAAUAAGUACAAGUAUGUUUUCGACCAUUGAUAAGAUCUUUCACUACCACCACUUCAUUUCAGCAGAGUGUAACUACAGUAUCCCUUCAUAUAACCAAGAGCGCUCCCACAAUAACCUCACCUAAAAUCACUUUUACCUUCCAAAAAAUUAUGUUUUGUUACUUCAUAUCAAAUUCUAUGAGAAACCAGUUUCAUUGAUUAACAAACUACAGGCAUUAUCUUACUAAUCCCCAUCUGACAUAACUCCACACCUUGUUCCACUCACACAUCUCAACCAACUCCUAAAAUAUCCAACACUUAACUGCACUACUCACACAUCUCUAGUGCACAUAAAAAACUUCACAUAUGCCUCGUACAAUGACGUCCAAACAUAAACUCUCACAAUGUCUUGUUAUUGUGGUGUCUUAGACCAAAAAAACUUAGACCUCUGAGACCUGAAAAAAUUUACAUAAAUUUAUUUUUGUUCUGAUUUGUUUUUGUUGUUCUAUUUAUAGGACUGUUUGCUGCAGCCCAUGAUUUGAAAAUUGAAUGGGUGAUUGUUAAAGGGAUAUCUCAUUUUUCCAAUGAUGGCAACACUCCUACUGAGUCCUGGAAGUCAUUUGCUUCCAUCAUGGCAGCCUCUCUAGUGUCCAACAUGUUAAAUGAUCCAGUUUGUUUUAAAGAAUGGCUGCACUAUGAAGGUAUGUCACAUCCCUGUUCUGACAUUAUUGAUAGUGACAAAUGUUUUGUUCAGGUAAUUUUAUUUUGAUUUAUGAAGAUUAAUUUUAAAAUGGUUGCAGUUUUAGUGAAAAGUCAUUGGAUACAUGCAUGGAGUGCCACAAAAUUUCUACUGACCUUUUGGGCUAUAAUGUAUGGUAUUGCUGGCCAUGCCAUGAAUUUAGAAUAUCCCAAAAAUAAUUUUUCUAGUUAUCUGAUGCUUGUGCCUGAAAAACUGUUAGACGGAGAUAAAAAACAUACACCAUGUUGCUGACUCAGACACAAAAAACUGAAAUAAAAAUUGUGUUAUGUUCCUACCCUGGAACCCAGAUUAAUUUGUCAGUCAAUUUAAUUGAGGGUGAGAUACAAAUUAAGUAUGUCCCGUAUAUAAGCCCUGACCGUGUCCUUCCACAUCCUCUUCUGAGCAGAGUUUGAGGUCUACCGUCAACAGUUUUUCUGCUCAAGGGAAAAUGAGGAUAAUUUGAUAAUUUACAGUAGUACGGGGCAAGAAAACAAGGCUUGUAGCAGCAGAAUUUAAAAAAGAAAAAGAUGUUUUCUGUUUAAAGUUUGGCCUGUAGAAUUAGUUAGGGAAGUGAAAAAUCAAACCCAACUGUGGAAUCUUAAGAUUGAAUCUUAAAAAGGUAUCACUAAUUAACACAAUAGAAUAAUUGAGGGGAAAUAUUCAUGCACCAUCAUUACAGUACAUGUAAGUAAUUAAUUACAGUGGAACCCCGUUAAUAUGACCACCUUCGGGCCAUUUUUUAUUAACGGGGGAGGGUCAAAUUAUGGUGCAAAAUGCUUUUAAACUACAUUCUACUACAUGUAUACCGUCCUUUAAUCCGUUAUAAAUCAACCUUUUUGCAGUUAAUUAACAACCUUACAACCGCAAUUCAAUGCAACUGAAUAAUGUAACAGUAAACGAAACCGAGUAAUGAAAAAAAACACUGACUUCUUUCAGUUCCUUGUUAUGAAAGGAAAGGGCUUGUGAUUUGUCUCGAAGAGCCGUUUGCUACGUUGUAGCUUACAACACUUUUACAGUUAUUACAAAGUUCAAAGUUCUAGGAGAAAAGAAAAGGAAAUGGACUUGAAGAGAAAAGCCACAGUAGAAGGCAGCAGAAACAAGAAGGCAAAAUAACUUUUAGAGCCUCGAAAUACUGCAAAGUAAAGUCUUUCAGAUCUUUUGUAUUAUUUAUUCACGCAUCCUUUUCACUGCACACAGCAAUUUACCGGAUGUCAUGCUAACCACUAACACCUUUGCCCAAAAACAUUCAAUGAAAUAUUAGUAAUGGGUUAUUGUUUGUCAGAUUGUGUCUGUUUUCAUUCAGCAGCCCCACCAAGCAUUUUGACUGGUCAUAUUAACGGGGUAGUUUUAUAAAGAAAAUAACGACUCAGGACUCCCAAAGGUGGUUGUUGGUCGUAAUAACGGGGUGGUCGGAUUAACGGGGUUUUCAGAUAAGAAAAUGAGUGUGCUUUUGUUCGGACCACAAAAAAAUGGUCGCAAUAACAGGGUGGUGGUAUUAACGGGGUGGUCGUAUGGCGGUGUUCCACUGUAGUAACAACCUUUAAUGUAAUUACUAAUAUUAGUAAAUGCAAAAAUAUUGUAAUUUUAAUGCCUUAUUUAUGUAUACUGUAACAUAACUAGGAGACGUUUAUCAACUAGUCGUGCUGUUUUCACCAUGCACAUGUUUAGACUCCCACGCAGACGUUCUUAGGGCUUCGUAACCCGUGGGGUAGGUACACAUAACAAAACCAUAAGAACAUCUGCUCAGGAGGCUAGGGCAUAUUCUGUAUUCAUACGUUACUCGAGCCAAAAGCAUUUUAUUUAUAUAUAAUUUUUGACUUAAAGAGGUUCUUUUUAUGUAAUUAAAACCUUUUAACAGAUUCUGUAUGCCUUGAGAAGUGCCAGAAGUAUCUGAAAAUGGUUUAUAAAGCAAGGAGCAAAGUCAGAAUCAUCCCAUGGAAGCCAAGCUCUGCUGUUGAUAUUGAUGAGAUGUACACACAGUUGACUUGGCUUAAGGAUCACAGGAAACCCAGUGGUGUGACACAAAACAAGCUUGGAAGCUACACAGAGAUAUUCAAUGGUGGAAAGCGACUUUUGGUUUAUGGCAAGCCAGGUAUGCAAUUAUUUUUUUCAUUUCAAGCACCGUAUGCGGAGGAAUUAAAAAUGUACCAAGUGAGGUACUCAACAAAUAUUUAUACGGGGAGGCUGCGCCCCUAGGUCCAAACCAUUACCCUUUUAUGUACCAUUUUUCACGAAAAAGGUACCCCUUUCAUAUACCUUCUAUUGACAAAUGGUACCCCUUUCACAUACCUUGUUUGCGACUUUGCAACCCUUUUAACUGCUGUAAAUGCACUGUCUUUUCAAUAGGAAUCAGUCACAAAAAUAGAACGUUUUCUCGACUUGAUAAGCCAUAAAAUAAUAAGCCAUAAAAUGCAUCUGUUAGCACUUUUGGGCUUUUUCACAGACCCAAAUGACAGAUUUCCCUACUCGUUAUUAAUAUACUUCAACAACUGAAAUCCCUACCCUUUCAUAUACUUGAAGCCUGAAAAAGAUACCCCUUUCGGGCGAGCCUCCCCAUAUAGGCCAUCAUAGGGAGUACCCCCCCCCCUCCCCCGGGAUAUUUCAAACGACUCUUCUCUUACAAUCCUAGCCUCAUAAUCCCUCUUCAGUUGAGUGUAUUUUACUGUUGUAGCCCAAAUUAUACCCCUCUGUAACAGACCCAGUAGAAUCUAUAUCUUCAGUGGGUUCUCGGAGAAAAAGUCAAUGGGUUGGUUUAUUUUCCACUGGGUUUUUCAUCUUAGUUGUGUACUUCCCAUAAAAGCGGGAAGGAGUGGCAGGCCUUACAUUUUUACAGGCAUAAAAAAUUUGAACACUUUAUAUAAACGAUUUACGGUUUUUUAUGCGAGACUGACUACUUGUACCCUCCCUUUUUUGUUUUUGUCAAUGGUAAUAAUGUUUUGUAUCUUUGCUUCUUUUAAACAAAUAUGAGCAACAAAAUACACUGGUCUUGAAGAAGUCGUGAUAGAAAGUGACUGGGGAAGCAAAAAGUCAGCCGGGUAGAAACAAACUAUUCGCCGGGUAUCGGGGAGGCUAAAUUAUCACUGGGUAGACUGGAUUAAACCACUGGGUACGGUUUCACUGGGUCUUUUACAGAGGGGUGUAAAAUUUGUGUGGGUUCCUGAGUGCCUCAUGAAAAGGUGGCCUUGUAUUAAAAAUCAGGGGCGCCCAAAAACUUUUUUAAGUAAAAUAACUGAUCGGAGAAGCUAAUAUUGCCUAGAAAUGUCCCGUUUUAAAACAUCUAAGAUAUUCUGAGUUUUCUGCUUAUUAAUAACCAACUGUCGGGGGUCGUCUUUUUUACUUUUUUCCCCAAGAUAUCGCGAUUACCGUUCAAAAAAGGGUUCCUGAAAAUUUCUAUAUUUCUAUGAACAUAUGGCAAUUGUCCUCAAACUUUCGACGAGACCCAUCAGAGUAGCUAACAGUUUUGGAUGAGGCGAAAAAGCCACCUAAAACUUUCGUGAUGACCAAAGUUUACCUUACCCUGCGAGUAGAGGCUACAUUCAGCUCAUACCGUGGAAAUGUAGCCUCUGCUCGCAGGGUAAGUUUACCUAAGACAUCUGAACAGAUAAAUAGUUUUAAGGGCAGCUCAAAAUUAAUCAACGAUUCUUCUCAAGCAUGGAGAAAACCAUUUAAUUCACUUCUGACCUACUUUGAAACAUUCGGUCGUAUGGGUGCCCCUGUUCAAAUUCCCAUGGGCAAGAAUAUCAUUUUCUAGAGUCCAGAAAUAAAUACAUACUCAGUGGCACUCAUACCAUUUUCCGCGGUCUGAAAAUAGACAAAUUCCAAUUCUUAUGCUUGUCAGGUACUGUUUCAUGACUGAGUUAUUUUUAAAAAGCUAGUAUUUGGUUUGCGCUAAUAAUCAUCUUAGAAACUGUAUUUUCAGUGAUUUUCAUGCUCGAAGCUCUUGUUUCAGAAGUGAUUGUAUCUAUUAAUGUUUUUUAUCUUAGAAGUACUUGAAUCAGAAAUUGUUUCUCUUAAUGUUGUUCGUUUGUUGUUAUCCAGGUAUUGGUAAGACUGUUUUUACCAAGAAAGCCGCUUUUGACUGGUCCCAGCAGAGAUAUCAAGAAACCAUAGGAGCGUUUGAACUUGUCCUUCUGAUAAGAUUGCGUGAUGUCUGUAAUCUCCAUGAUGUUCCAUCCAUUUUUAAGGCUUCUCAGCUGCUCGCCAAUGAUGGCAAAAUUUCUGUUGAUGAUCUGCACGACUACGUUCUAAAUCAUCAAGAAAAGGUCUUGCUUAUCUUGGAUGGCUACGAUGAGUACAGUGCAGGGGAGCAAUCGCCUGUUGAUGAAAUUUGGGAGAGAAAUCGACUGAGUGACUGCUGUGUUAUAGUCACCUCGAGACAAAUGACAACUGACAAGCUGAGAUUGCCUAGUGAUGCCCAAUUUGAGAUUAACGGGUUUGACUAUACGCGCCAGCAAGAGUUUGCUCGAAGAUUUUUGAAAGAUGAAGAUGAUGUUCAAAAGUUCCGUGGCUACUUGUGGGAACAACACCUCAUCGACUUGGCGGAGAUUCCACUUCUUCUGCUAAUUUUGUGUCUACUCUGGAAAGAAAAAGAUCGCAAAGAACUACCCAAGAGACGCGUAGAAAUCUUCACUCAGUUCGUUACGACUUUGUUUCAUCACAUGCAUGGAAAACAGUCUUCUGAGUCGGUGUUUAACAUUGAGGAUUACUCAGAUGAAUUAUAUGCAUUAGGGCGCUUGGCCUUUGAAGCUCUCAUCAACGAUUGCCUGUACUUCCCGAGAAGUGAAUUACCUAACUACGAUCUGAUCGAGAGGAUGAUUGAAGUCGGCCUUUUUCAGGUUUUAAAUAUGUCAAGUUUGAAUCCUGAAAAAGGUGUGUAUUUCAUUCAUAAAUCCCUACAAGAAUACUUCGCGGGAAGUUUCCUCAAAGAAGAAUUGAUAUUAUCGAAAAAGAAUAAAAUUACAAAUUCCCUGUCAAAGCUGGAUUCGGUUGAAAAGAUCCUCAAAAUGAAUGAAGUGAUAAAAUUUGCUGGUGAGCUGUCAGAAGAAGUCGCGCGCGAGAUUGUGAAUCAUCUGAUUAAAAUGGCGGCGAACGAAGAAGGACUCACGAAGUACACCUUCGACAGCGAAGCACCGUCUGAGCGGGAUUUUUCAGAAGACCAAAGAAAUUUUCUAACACUCUCCACAGAGUUGUUUUUCUAUUGUUCAGCUGAGACAAAAAGAAACCUCUUUCCUACAUUUCUUUCCUCUUUCAAAGGAGUUCUUUUAAUUGAAGCAUACCAGCUAAACGAUCUUGUGAAAGAAAAGUUAGUUAAAACUACCGUAAACGUAAAUUACGUUUUUUUCACCGAUGACUUCGUGUACAAUACAAAACAAAACUAUACAGAGCAAGACUAUAAAAACUUAACAAUUUUAUCUGAACAAUUAAUGGCUUUUAUCGUAAGUUGUUCAGGAGAAAAGAAAGCAUCAGAAUUUUUAAGCAACUUAACGUGGCGUCGAGUUUGUGAAUUUUUCCUAAAGAAAGAAGAAAACAACACUCACCUGUAUUUAACAGAAAUUCGUACAGAUGCAUCCGGUUUUUAUGUUCAUGAUAUAAUAAAGGCGCUAAUAAGUAAACAAGAGACAACAAAGAAGACAAACAUGAAUGGUGAUGAGUCAAGUGAAGAGAGCAGCAGUAGCUGUUGUUCAAAGCGUCAUGGUCUCUCCAGGGUUUGGAGCCUUGACGCUCGGUGGUUGAACAGGUCAGAUGUGGAACAGCUGAUUGAGAUGAUGCCGUUUAUCACCGCUCCAUGCGAUAUAUGGGUUUGGGGUAAAGACGGUGAAGUGUUUGAUGCUGACGUAACAGAGUCUCUGCUGAGGAGGAUCCCAACAACACACAAACUGAAGCUAUUAUCACUCCGUCGCAUCAAUUUAACAUCAUCACCUGCUGUGGAGUUCAUCGACAGUUUAUUUAAAAAAGCCCCAAACUUGGAGUGGCUCACCAUGUCAUACAGUCCUCUUCCAGGUGCAGGAGUCGACAGCUUGAUUAAACAUCUCAGCUGCGCUCCUCACCUGGAGACACUGUACCUUAACGAUGUGAUGAUGACUCCACAGCAGGUAAAGGAUCUGACAUCAGCCAUCAAACAGCACGGCAACAUCACUGACCUGGAGUCAUCCUACCACGUAAGUUUUCCAGUUUUA